Messenger RNA from Eucalyptus grandis, 1396 nucleotides. RefSeq lists its product as uncharacterized. The transcript is spliced from 3 exons. The record is from RefSeq and is a predicted model, not a curated record. Bases 223 to 1023 code for a protein of 266 amino acids. NCBI's taxonomy places the organism in Eukaryota, Viridiplantae, Streptophyta, Magnoliopsida, Myrtales, Myrtaceae.
UUAUGGAGUUGGUAUUUCAUUGCCUUUUUAUUCCUUCUGCUUUUCCGCUCAUGGCACGCACGUCCUAUUUCCCAUGAACAUCACUCUCCAACAACCCUUAAUUCUGUGUCUAUCUCUCAAGGCACGACUGCUCAGAGCCACGUCUUCUCUUUCACUCCCAAAUCCCACAACCAUCUUGAGAAAAGCAGAGAUCUUGAGUUUGAUUUCUGGGUUCCGGGUGAAAUGAGAAACCACCACAGCAGAAACUGUGAUCCUGACCCACCGACUCUGAGGAAGCUCGAAAAGAUGUCGGUAAGUAUCGCCAAAGAUCACCACUACAGCAAUCUCUCUCCUUCGUCAAGGACUCGCAGGAUCGAAGAAGGAAGAAGAGAAAUGAUAAAGAUGAUACGGAACUUGCCCGAGUCGAGUUACGAGCUUUCCCUUAAAGAUAUUGUGGAUAAGCAGCUACCAUUGCAGGAGAAUCAAGAGGAGGAAGAGGAAGAAUUUGAGUUUCCAAGUGCUGAGGAAGAGGAAGAAUUUGAGUUUCCAAGUCCUGAGGAAGAGGAAGAAUUUGAGUUUCCAAGUGCUGAGGCAGAGUCAUACAAAAACCAGAAGAGGAAGAAGAGGAAGAAAGUCCCGAGGACCACUAGUCAUCAGCAUCAUCAGGUGUCAAGAUGUAAUAGCAUGGAAACCGGAUCUUUCCUGAUCAAGAUGUUUUUCCCAUCUUUCAUGGCAUCGAGUAAGAAACCUGCAACAUCAUGGAACAGCAGGUUGAAGAUUUCACCGAGGACAUUGUUCGAAGGGCUCAAUCAGAGGUCUUUGGACACGGUGUCUAGGAUUAACCAAGUCCUGUUGCAGGAGAUCAGGGGAGUUGCAGUCGAGAUAGAACUGAAAGCAGUACCAGCAGGAGCAACAGCUAUAAAAGCAGGAACCAUGACAGCUAUUCUUUCCUGGGUUGCUGGCUUUUCCUUUGGCCAGAACAGAAGGCAAAAUGCGAAGGCAGAGAACAUGUGUUUUCUGAUUUCAUCUGCCGCCUGCACAUGAAGGUUGAAUCAGAGAUUGAUUUUGCCUUCAGAACCUAGAAAUAUAGUGAAACGGCAGAAGGGUGUCCACAGUUGAUUAAGCUGGUUUGAUUAUCUCGGCUCUGAUGAAGAUUUGGCUAAUCAAUCCAAGAAAAAAUCAAGUGCAGAGAUGCAAAUGCAUUUGAUAUUUAUCAGUCUGGGUGUCUUGUUAAGUGCUAGACUUCUCAAGAGACAAUGCUAGUGAAGUUUUAGAUUUCUGUAGAGACUACAAAGGCCAUAGCUUAGCUUGCCUCAUCGUGAUCACGAGUCCGUGAGUUAUCAGCUGCUUAAAAUAUGUAUUUUCAUUACGAAACAAGGCUAAGGAUCAAAUAAACUGAAUGCUAUUGGUAUUUUUU